Folsomia candida is the source of this 939-nucleotide messenger RNA. RefSeq lists its product as uncharacterized. The coding region runs from base 86 to 697 and encodes 203 amino acids. The transcript is spliced from 4 exons. Lineage: Eukaryota; Metazoa; Arthropoda; Collembola; Entomobryomorpha; Isotomidae. The record is from RefSeq and is a predicted model, not a curated record.
ACCGUUCCAGGGUUAUUCAAGGUCAAAUUCGUAUCCACGUAAGUGCCCAACCCUUCUGUAUAGGAAAUUUCAGGAAUGGAAUUUAAUGAUUAACUUCGAAUUCUCACAGUUGUACCCGGAAGAGGAGAAUAAUUUUCUGAAUUCGUGGCAAAUUUGGACGAAACAAAUCCUCCAGGAAGCAAAGUAUAUUAACAAAUCUCCGGCUCUCUUAAAAUUUCUUACUGAAAAUUGCGGCGAAUGGGAUGAAGCAAUCGGGGCUUUGUUUACGCUGCUUCAUUUAAUUCCUCCUACCGCACAGGGAAAGGCAAAGAGGAACCGGUGCAAUAUUGAGGAUGCCAAAACAAGACUCGAAGGCACGCCGCUGCAAUCUAUUUUGGACACGUGGAAAGGGGAUGUAAAACAGCCAAAUCUCCUAUGUCUCGGAAGUGACAAAAACAGCUUGGACAAUUUUUUUAUUAUCUGUGACCGCCUACUCCUUCCACUAGCCGCAAGGAACUCCACCGAAGCCAUCGAUUCCUUGUUCAAAUCGCACUAUGUAUUUGGAACUGAAUAUGACGUGAGCUUGCGGGGAUUGUGGAAGUUUAUUCAAGUGUACAUCUUUAAGUUGGACCCUGAAGAACCAAACCUCCCCAUGAAAGUUAAGCAAGUCUUCAACCAGCUCAACCGGGGAAUCAAUCAACCGCAAAAAAAUGUUUAACUGUCCGGAAUGUUUGAGGUUGGUCAUAGGUAGCGAUGAGCUAAUAAGUCACGUGAAGUAUAUUCAUUCUUAUAGUCAUGUAAAUUUUAAAAUAAUUAGUUGUCCUUUUCAAACAUGUUGUGCCGGGCUGAGCUCAUGGAGUGGAUUCUUGCGUCAUAUCAAAUCUCAUGAUAAUUCAGUAGUUAAUUUAAUUUAUCAGUGCAAUAGUUUGCAAAAUAUUUCCCAGUCAAAAUCUGAUUAUA